AUGAUCAACAAUCUUGAACUGGCAUCCUCUAGCACUGACCAUUGGAAAUACGAGGAUGACGUAACAAUAUCGGAGUCCUUAAUGAAAAAUGAAGUUUCAGUCCUACAAUCUGAUCUUAACACAAUUGAAAGAUGGACUGUUAAUAACAACAUGAAAUUGAACGGAAAGAAAUGCAAAGAAAUGAUAGUGAGUUUCGUCCGUAGCGAGAAUGACAUCCUCCGACUCCUCAUUGAUGGUUUACCUCUAGACUUAGUUCCUUCUUUCAAAAUUUUGGGCUUAACCAUGAACAAUAAAUUGAAAUGGCAAGAUAACACUGAAGCGUUAGUUAAAAAAGCCUCAAAACGCUUAUACAUUAUUCGUGUCCUACAGCGCUGUGGUCUUCCCCCCAAUGACCUUUUACUAGUCUACUUUUCUAUGGUGCGCUCUAUCUUAGAAUAUGCCUGUCCUGUCUGGCACACCAUGUUACCAAAGUGUUUGGCGGAUAAAAUUGAAAAAGUUCAAAAAAGAGCUUUCCGUAUUAUUUAUCCGACAACAGAUUACGAAGAUGCUCUCAACAUCGCUAAAUGCAAGCGCCUUGUCGACAGACGUCAAGAGCUAUGUGCUAAAACAUUCAAAAAGAUCUUAAAACCCGAUGCUCACCUCAACCACCUCUUACCCCCACUCCGUGAAGAAUCGCAUGAACUGGACUUAAGAAACAAUUCUAACUUCACAUUAACUAAAUGCAGAACGGAACGUUUUAAAACUAGUUUUAUACCAGCAAUGACUGCUAAUUUUAAUAGUAAAUAAUUUGUAGUAUUUUAACAACUGUAUACAUAUACGAUUUAUUUAUAUUUAUAUUAUUUGAUAUUCAUCUUUUAUUAUGUUUCUGUAAGCAUAUUGCAAUUCACCUUCGGGUGCCAAAAUGUGUUUCUUAAUAAACCUUUAAUAAUAAUAAUAAUAAUAAUAAUAAUAAUAAUUGAAGUCCUGUUCAAUUCCAGUUCCUGUUCAAAUAUCUUCACAAAGGACUGACACGACUAACUUCAUAUAUCUCCUUUUUGCCUCACCAUCAUUGCCUUAAGGUAGCUCGAUACUGUUUUAUAAAAUGGGAAAUUUGCGAUUUAGAUCUGUAGUUUUGGACAAGUAUUAGUUGUUAAAAAAGCAAAAGGCAUCCUACUUAUGUAAAACAACAUCUGCAGAGUUUGCUCGGUUUUGUCAGGUUUGGUCAAUUUCUGGCUAGCAUUUGGUAAAUAUUGCCAACCCAAAUCGCCUAGUUUCCAGUCUUCUCAUGUGGAAAAGCGCUGAAUAUUAAAAAUAAGAAUAAAAAUAAAAGGUCUAGGCUGAUUAUUAUCAUGAUUAUAGACCUUGAGCGAGGGGGAUUCGACGAGGCCCGCGAAAUAUUACCCGAAGUGAUGAUAAGCCCGAGGGAAAUAUCAUCACUGAGGACAAUAUUCCGCCGAAUCCCCCGAGCGGAGGGUCAUGUAUUGAUAUUUAUUAUAUAAAGUAUAGUGCUUUAUAGAGAUUUCGAGCGCUGAUAAAAGUGAUAAUCUCACAUGUGAGAUUAUUCAUGAUAAUCUCACAUGUGAAAAUUAUCGCUUUUCAAUUAUCGCUUUUCUGUAAAAAUUAUCGCUUUUCAAAGACUGUCCUUUAUAUAAUAAACAGAAAAAUACAUGGGUGCUUGGAAAUACCAUAUUUAUUUCUCGUAUUGAACAUGAUAUCUCACGAGUGAGCGCAGCGAACGAGUGAGAUAUCAUGUUCAACACUCGAAAUAAAUCUGGUAUUUCCGCGCACCCAUGUAUUAUUCUCUUACUAUAUUAUACCGAAAAUUAAAAGCCUCCAAGUUGAGAAAAUAAAACUUGCCGUGCAUAUCUUCGUGAAUACGAAGACACGAUGUUUGAGUAUUUGUCACUUUUCUUUCAAAUCUCAUAUCGUUUGGAAUAUUGAUAACAUUUUUCAAGAUUUGCUUCAAAAUCCGGGUGACAUGAUCAAAUAUGAUUCAAGUCACCCGCUUACGUCUGCGGUGACUGUGACUUACGUAAGGCGCGAUUCGAUGAUAAAUUUCAUGCUCACGUGGCACAAACACAGCUUUCUGAUUGGACAUUUUGUAUUUGAGGUAUAACAAUUCAUAACAUUUCGUUUUGCUCAACAGAAAUUUUUUUAAAUUAAUGUCUAUAACAGCACUAUUUAUUUUAGCAUGUAUUAUGACCCAGUCACAUGUCCAUGUGGUCACACAUUCUGUCAGUGGUGCCUUAACAGAUGUCUGGAUCAUAAACCUGUUUGUCCUGUUUGCAGAUAUUCAAUUAAAGAGGUAAAAUAAGUAUAUAAGGGUAUUUCCAUGCUAAUGGCAUGACAUUCAUAAAAAAGUUUUCAGAAACGUUAAAACAACUACAAUCAUGGAAAUAAUAUCCGUAGACCUUUUUCAAACGUAUAUCUUGCCUUAUAUUUUCUAAAACCAUUUUAUUUUGUCCAUGAUCGCUAGAAAUAGUAACUCCCUCCCCCAGUACAUUAUAGUGUUGGUUCAAACCAUGAUUUUUGGACCACAUCACCGCAAGCCAACAUUGUAUGUCUUGUAUAAGGGGGAGAGGAGAAAUUUGUGAAAUUUUUCAGUAGUCUACGAAUUAAUUUCCAUGACUCAGGGGCAUGCAUUAAAUACUGCUGUUGUGAAUGGCUUCGGUAUUCUGUUCAAUGAAUUGUUAUUAUCCUAGUUGUCAAUAUAUUUACCCCAACACAUAAAAAACCCAAUAUAUUUCUCCCAAAUCUUUAUUCAAUUAUUUUUACAUGCAGAAUAUGAUGUGAACUGAAAUCUUCCUAAGAGUAGACACUCCAACAAAAAAUUGUAAUCUUUCAUCAAUCAUUGUAUUGCCAGGCGCCCAGAGAGGGGGUGCGGGAGGGCAUUGCCCUGCCCCUUCCUAAGGGGGUAAGGGGGCAACGGUGCCCGUUUUGAUUUUAGGGAAAUAUAUGAGUUGUUUUAAAGUAAAAAAUCAUUAUAUGUUCGCCGCAUGAGCAGAAAAAUGUACAUAACGUUUCUCGUAGGGGUUGAUUUGACUACGCCGAUCGCUAAUUUUGGUGGUUUCGAAAAAGUUUUACUAGGACGUUUCCGAAAAAUAUUGUCGACAGAGGGGAAGCGAAAUCGAAAUUUAUGAUUAUGAACCCGUUGAAAAGUGCCCUCACGUCGUUUCGGCGUCUCUGUCGUUGUUUGAGGCCAUAUAACGUGUAGGAUGAUUCAUAACGUUUUUAAUUUUGCAAAAAAACGAGAUGAAGGCUGUUGUUUAAUAUGUUCCUCCAAUACUGCUAACACUUUAGCUAGAAAUACCAACGCCAUCCGUAACAGUAUCCGUAUCUGUAUACAGUUUAAUUAAGAGGAAACUGCCACAUGUAACAUUACUUACAUAAUUUAAAAUUCACAUUAUUCUAUGCAUAUAAUAUGUCAAUCAUAAAUGACUCACAUAAUUUAAAAUUCACAUUAUUCUAUGCACAUAAUAUGUCAAUCAUAAAGUAUGUGAAUUCAAAAAAUAUAUACUAUGGUUACUACCAUAUAUAAUAGUGGCAAUUACAAUAAAAUUUGCGUUCUCAUGAUCAUAAUUGAAUAUCUUAGGACCUUAGGUGUCUACAGGGAGAAUCCAUUUGCCCAAUAUACGAUAGUAGACAUAGUAUUUUCACAAAUACAGGAAAGCGAUAUGAGUAUACCGACACUUCGGUACUUAAUUUGCUGCUCACACCGGAAUUGAACGCUAUUUCGAGUCAAAAUUUGCCUAUUAAUCACAUUUAAAAACCACGGGUAACAUGCACGUAAUAUGGGUCAGUCCUGUUAGGCAAAGCAAAGUUUACGUAACUUAAUAACACUGAAAUGUUUGUCAAUGUUUAGCAGUUUAGUUUGAUUUAAAAGAUGAUGAAAAUACCGAUAUACCGGAAAAUACACACCGGUAUAAUGACGGCGAUAUAGCGGUAUACUGAUUUUCUCUAAAUAAAUUAAAUAGCACAGGUGGUAUAUAGUGUGAAGUUAAUUGUUCGUUAUCGACCGUUUAACAGUAGGUGUAGACAAUAAGAUCGACUUCAUCUUCCACAUAUUUUGAGUGACUGAUUUCAUUCUAUCUGCCAAACGUUUGGAUACAGCAACUAUUCGCAAUACCCCCCCCCCCUCCCCAUACUCCCGCCAUGUUUCCCGUCGUAGUCCCCCAGGCGAAGAAAGACACACUCAAAAUCAAGACGAAGAAACUUUAAUUUAAUAUCUCCAUUUAAGAUAACCAUUUAACAUAAACAUUUUGAAAGUUUGUCCAUGUAAGAAAGUAGCAUUGUAUGUUAGUGACACUGCAGUCACUAUAUUAUCUAACUAAUUAAUAUUUCCUUUUAACUUUGUUUAGUAUAUUAACAACGAAAAACAGGUAUAUUAUUUUUAACUCACAUUAAAAACGAUAUCUAGAAGUUAAUUUAGGUUCAGCCUCUCUUCCAUCGGGGAAAAACUUAGUAAAUGUACAACUGAAUUAUUUUUACCAGGUGUUUUCCAAUUUUUUGUCAGGUCUAAAAAUCAAAUAGCGUAUUAUAGAAUUUAGUUAAUUUAUUAUUUCUUGGUUUGUUUCAAAGACAGCUGACCGUAUUGUGGUAGUUUUACCGUUUCUGUCUUGUGAAGGAAUACAUAAUUUUUAUUUGUUGUAAAAAUCAACCAAGAUGGCGUCCAUUACAAAGCUAGUGAGCUCCAUAUAUAUCUGGAGCGAGAACUCGAGUCCAAAAAGUGACGUCAUGCAAGAUGGCGGAAUUGACGUCGAAAAAAAACUAGAAUUAGCUGGGAAAAAUGACAUUAGAACUGUUUACGUUUUCUUAGCUAUUGGACGUCAAUUCCGCUAUCUUGGCUUCACUUCUCUCAUAGGCCGAAUGACUGAAGUUCUGAGUUCAGUGUGAAAACCACGCUCAAUUAACUAUGCUUAUUUUUCAGGGCAUGCUUCAUUUUGUCCAGAUCGAAACUUGCCGCAUAUUUGUAGUUUGUACUAACAGGAGGCACUUGAUAUGUUUUCUAGAAUGUGACAGGAAGCAUACAAGCUCUUUGUAAGAAAUAUUUUCGUCAGAAAUUUGAAGAACGAAAACACCAACAUGAAGAGAAAGUAGCAAAACUUGCAAGGUGAAAAUAUAAAACAAGUUUAAAGCCGCCGAAUCUCGUUAAAAGGUGCUCCAUGUAUAAUUCUCAAUUGUGUAUUUGAGAUACGACGGCAUACACUCACUGCAUGCAAGUUCUUCUGAGACUGAACGAGUCUGCAUAAAUUGCUCAAAAAUUGAUUACGUUCAUGAGAUUAUAAACGACCAACUAAGUAGCAUGCUAAUUAACAAGCACUGUUUUUGACGUGUGUUAAAUACGUAUAACUGAAACUUCCCAUUACAUGUCUCAGUGAUUCCCUUUUUGAUAAAUAUAAAUUGAAAAAUUCUCAGUUCUGCAGCUGAAAGUAGUGAAAUUUCAAUGUAAAUACAUAAUAGAGUGUAUUUAAUGUAUAUAGAAAUUUUAAACAUUGUUAUUAUAGGAUUUGUGCAAAAACUAGGGGGAAAAUGAAAAUAUCAACUUGUCUAUAUAACAUUGAAAGACUUUUUCUAUAAGCAUUAAUAAACUUUUAUAACAUUUAGUGUUGCAUCAGAUACGGACGAGGAUAUUCCGAUAUUUGUUUGUACGUUAGCCAUUCCCACAGUGCACUGCCGCCUUUAUAUUUUUGAACCACGAUAUCGCCUAAUGAUCCGAGAAUGUAUGGAGUCUGGAUCAAGGCAGUUUGGAAUGUGUUGUCCAAGUGACGAUAACAGGUAAUGUACCUAUGUAAGGGUGGUGUAAUCUUUACUUACAGUAAGUUGUUUGUUUGUUUGUUUGUUUGUUUGUUUGUUUGUUUGUUUGUUUGUUUGUUUGUUUGUUUGUUUGUUUGUUUGUAUGUUUGUUUGUUUGUUUGUUUAUUUGUGUUUGUUUGUUUGUUUGUUUGUUUGUUUGUUUGUUUGUUUGUUUGUUUGUUUGUUUGUUUGUUUGUUUGUUUGUUUAUUUGUUUGUUUGUUUGUUUGUUUGUUUGUUUGUUUGUUUGUUUGUUUGUUUGUUUGUUUGUUUGUUUGUAUAUUUUACAGUAUCUUAUUCUUUCUUAUGUUACUUGAUUUCAAACAUGUUUAGCCCGAGUGUCAGGCCAUAUUUCCCUUCCUUAAAGCGGGUGAAUGAAUCCUGUCCAAUAACAGCCGUCACUGUAAAUUUCGAAUGGGGUGUGAACAAUAAACUUCUAGGAUAUGCAUAAUAUACUAUAAGUACAGCGUACACCCAGGGUAGCCUCGCAGUAGCUCGGAAGAGUGAUUUUCAUUGGCUCGAUUUGACAACUGCUUUUGUGUAUACAACAAUGAAUUGCUUCGUUCUUUAGAAAACCCCCAUCCAAUUGGAGACGACCUUCCGAGGCACUGCGAGGCUUCCCUACACCUAGGCCUUCUAUUUUUAUUUUUUUAAUAUUCAGCGCUUUUUCACAUGAGAAGACUGGGAGGCGGAGGAAGGGCGGAAGAUACUUACCAAAUGCUAGCCCGAAAUUGACCAAACCUGCCAAAGAUGCUAGCCCGAAAUAGACCAAACCUGCCAAAGAUGCUAGCCCAAAAUUGACCAAACCUGCCAAAGCCAGCCGAGUGAAGGCCUAGGUCUAGGUUACUAUAGGUAUAAAUCAUCGAAAUAUUUACUAUCGUUAUCACGCAGUUUUUCCGAUUAUGGAGUUAUGUUGGAAAUUGAAGAUUUUACUACUUUACUGGCAGAUGGCUCGUCGCAAGUUAAGUCAGUGGGAGGAAGACGCUUUAAGGUAAUUGAAAUGUAUAAAGCCAACGGAAUUUUUUUAUUGUGCAUGAGAGGUAGCUAUGGUAGACAUUUAGUUCUAUGUGACAAGUUAUAUAAGAAGAAGCCUUCUUCCGAAAGGUAACUAUGUCUCUUUUUGCGCUUUUUUUCAAAUGCUUCAGUCCAUAAAAAACAACAACUUUAUUAUUUUGAGGUAAAACCCAUCUCAUGUUAAAUUUCCGUUUUUGUUUUCUUUAGGUAUUAUGCCGUGGCACGAAAGAUGGUUAUAACACAGCAAAAGUUGAAUGGCUCAAAGAUGAAUCAUUUUCUGAGGAAGAAACAGGUGAAUGAUGUCACAAGUUGAAUUCCCCAGCUUACACCAGCACAGUUUCUAUAACAAUACCACUGGGUGUUUUGUGUUCAAAUUUAUAUAAAUGUACAUCUUAUGCACCAUGGCUGCUCAUGGUGAAUGUUACAAGUCAUAAAGCGUAUAUCUUCUCCAAUAUUUCUCCUGAUGUUUAGAGACUAUCAGAAACCGUCAGCAGUCCAUCUACGCCGAUAUUGUGGACUGGUUCUCGUCAUUGUCCAUAUUUACAAAGGUAUAUCGAUUUUAGAUGUCCUCGAGUGGCAAAGUUGGCGCGAUUUUCCACCAACACAGUACGUAUACGUGGAAGACAGCAGUGUUUGGACUUAUAAGACAAAACAAUUGAAAACUCCAUAACAAAUUUAAUAAGCUGAAAACUAUCAAGAUUUUGGGUAGCUCGUCCGGUAUUGCAUAUAUAGACGGAAUUUUUGAACGAACAUAUACGACUUUACACCUAACUGGGAGCAGCUGCGAAGAAUGCAACUUUAGGUCCUUUGGCAAUUACUAAAGACUCAUCUAUACGUUCAUUAAGUUGAAAACAUAUACAAAAGUUCCUUGUAUGUUUGCAUGGCGAAAUAGGCAUAUGUUUGUUUUGUGGAAACACUAUUAAUAUAUGAAUUAGUGUUUCCACAAAACAAAACAAAUAGUUAUAAUUAAUCCUUCUUUCAAUUUUUAGAUUCAGUUGUUAAAUGAAGUGAAUAUACCAUUGCGUCCACCCGAAUGUGAUUGCGAAAAUAUUAAUAAUCGUAAUGGACCAAACUGGAUCUGGUGGUCACUACAUCUUCUUCCCAUGCAACCUUCAUUAAAGCUUCAAAUUAUUUCAAUGACUGAUAUAAGACAACGUUUGGAUAAAAUUGAACAUUUCUUUCGCGAAAACUUAAUGUAACUAAGUAUUAAAAUAAGAAUGUAACAAAAAAUUUUAAAGGUGGCUCUUCAAUCUCGUUCCACGAGCCUGCGAUCCUCGGGAAGGAACGUGAGGCUCUGGGAUAAUACGUUGCCGGAAGCCAGAAAUCCUGGCUAAGACCGAACUGUGCAUUCCAUAUCAACGGCCAAUCAGAUUCCUCCCUGAAACGGAUUAUCCCAGAGCCUCACGUUCCUUCCCGAGGAUCGCAGGCUCGGGGAAGGAGAUUGACGGCUCCUUAGAGUCCUAUAGUCCAGACGGUACCAGACGAUACUGUGUUGACACAGGGCUUUGUAAAUAUUAGAAGCACUUUCGAUCAGACGAGGCAUUUGUCAAUACUGCAUGUAUUUUGAACAUAUUAUAAUUGUGUGUUAAAAUGUGGAGAACAUUAAAACGUAACCGCUUAUAAUUUCAGGGAGUUAAUUUAACUAUACAGUAGAGUUAUUUUAAACUUUUAGGUUUAAAAUAUUUUGCUUAAUUAAGAACUACCAUUCAUGAUUCAUUGUAAAGUUAUUCCUGUCCUUGUUUAACAGAGAAAGUAUAUCGAUCAGAAUUAAUUAAAACAGGACAUUUACACUUAAAAUAUUAUAUCCUAUUUAUAUGUAAAAACCAUAGUUGAAACUUUUUUCCAUCUUUAACUUACCUGACAGAAAUUAAUUCACAUAACUUAUUUCAUUUACCAUUUCAUCUGCCAAACAUAUUCACUAAUUACCUUUUGUCAGGACCAGUUGAUGUCUUGGUCAAAUACUGGAGACAGUUACCGAAAUAAAGACAAUUACUAAGCUUGUUAUGUAAACCCCAGAUAGAACAUUCUUUACUAGUUAUCCAAGAAAGAGCGCACUUUAUGGCAGAGAGAAAACAAUGGAUAACUUCCUCAGGAACAUCGUGCGUAGUCCCCAAGUUUUCCAAACACGAAGGUUUGUCUUUUAUCUCUGCUGAAUCUUCCCAAUGUUUGUCUUUGCAGUUGAAGAAACAAGGUAAGAGAUGGGCAUACGUUGGUUUAACAGGAAGGGAGUCUAAAAUUAUUUCAAGGAAACAAAAUUCUUCAGCAUAACGUUGUCGACACCAUGCAAUGUUAAGCUCAUGAACUAGCUCUGCAGACGAAAUGAAGCUUGGAGACAGCAACGGAAUCACCAAACUUGAUGUUUCAAGAUAAGACAGGCGUGAUGAAUUUGUUUCUUCCAAAGAUUUCUUAAUAAUUAAUGAUUGAUUCUGAGAUAUUAAUAACUGACAAAACCAUUGACAAUAUUUCGCAUCUUCUUCGGAACAUAGAAGGUAAAUAUCAACAUGGUUUGGAAUCAGUUUUCGUGAUUGUGACGAUGGUGGACCUUCACUUUCUUGCAAUAACAUAAUCCCCUUAGUAAUAGUUGGUAUGAACUGAUUCUCAGAUGGAAUAUGCUUACGGACUUGUUCCAAGGUUGUUGUUAAUGUAGUAACCUCUUUCUCAACAACACUCGGCAAGUUUGAUUC
Molecule: messenger RNA, 9468 nt
Organism: Paramuricea clavata
Lineage: Eukaryota; Metazoa; Cnidaria; Anthozoa; Malacalcyonacea; Plexauridae
Source: the annotation of a GenBank genome assembly